Molecule: messenger RNA, 528 nt
Organism: Blastomyces gilchristii SLH14081
Lineage: Eukaryota; Fungi; Ascomycota; Eurotiomycetes; Onygenales; Ajellomycetaceae
Exons: 4
Coding region: 1-528 (175 amino acids)
Source: RefSeq, a predicted model, not a curated record
AUGAUUCUUCCGUUUAAGCCAUUCAAUUGUGCCCUCUUCCAGAGUACGCUACAGCAGAGCCCUGAGCGACGGGGGAGGUACAUAGUGGUAAGCUUCGGAAGUAACCCCAGGUCCCAGCUCCUUGAAAGGUACGGCCACUAUUUGCUUGUCGGACACCUAGGCAGUUUGAGAUCUAACUACAAGACGCAAGUACGGAAUUCCACUUUCCUCGUCGCAGCGGCUGCCGUUGGCACUCAAAGCGUCCUCACUGGGCCAGACAUCAUGUCAUUUUCCGAGGGUAAUCAAAUCUUGGAUAGCGAUCUGAGCAUCAAGUGGUUCCAGGACAUUAUUCAGGGAUGGGAUGCACGGCUUUCAAGGGAUACGAUAUCGGCCAUGUCAAUGGUGGAGCGGCGAAAACAGUCCCUCUCGCGCGGAGCGUGGGCAUCAAUAGCACUAGAGGCCUGGACUUCCAUAAGCGCUUCAAGAAGCGCAAUGUUGUUGCCUGAGCUUUCUCAGCUCUUACAAGGCACAGUUCCGCUUCUUCGCUAG